Messenger RNA from Podarcis lilfordi (Lilford's wall lizard), 3887 nucleotides. The record is from the annotation of a GenBank genome assembly. NCBI's taxonomy places the organism in Eukaryota, Metazoa, Chordata, Lepidosauria, Squamata, Lacertidae.
AUGCCCCUCUCUCGAGAGGUUCAAAUCAAACAACAGCAGCAAAAACAACUCCUCCGCCUGCGCCAUCCUCCUCCUUUCCUUUUCCCUUUUAACCACUCCGAGUUCCCUCCCAAGCCUAGCAACAGGCGGACGCAAUUCCUAUUGGCUAUCUGUUCUCAGACUUCGUUCUCUCAUUGGCUAGCCCGAGCGAGAGAGGACGAGGCCCUGUUGUGCGUGGCUCCCCCCCUCCUCCUCGCUCGUACGUAAACGGGGAGAAUGUGGCCGCCAUUUUGUGUGCGAGUUUGCUUCAGCGGAAGCCGAGAGCGGCAGCGGCGGGAGGCGAAGAGAGGAGCGGAGCGGGCUGCGCUUUAGCGGUGAGACGAAAAGGGCUGCGGCUCCCGCGGCAGUCGGGAAUGUGUUGGGCGGCCGAGGGGAGGCUCUGGGUGCGGCGGGUGGAGGGAACCUCUGUGUGGGUUCGCCGCCAUGUUGUGUCUCCCCCAUUUAGGAUGGGUCUUUCUUCCCUAAUUGGUGGUGGAAGUGAUAAGAAAUGGUAAGAUUUUUAAGGUGGGGGGAGAGGAAUCCGGGGUAGCUGGCGCCUAACUCUCUGUCCGUGUUUAUGCGGAACUGAACCUCAGAGGGUUGUCUCCUCCUAAGCUCUACUCUUGAGUAGGCUUAUUGAAAUGGACCUACGUUAGCCGCAUCCAUUGAUUUCAAUGGGUCUUGUGAGUAAGAGCUCAAGCUCGUUUCUUCCUUCCCUUUUCUCUGGGCGGGGGAGAGACUCCGGUUUCCUUCACUCGCGUGAGAUAAACAAGGCAGCAACAACAGGGCCCUUUAAUACCAACUACUACAAAAACCCGCAUCGGGUUGUUCCUGACCAGAUCAUACGCUGAGAGUAAGACUCGCUGAAAUUGGUGGACUUGGGUUAUAGACCGUGUCCCAUUUAUUUCUCGGCGGAUCUGCUCCCGAGUGUGUACGUUGACCAGUACAGGCUCCCCCCACUCCUAAUAACGUUGGGGGGCAUUGUUUUCUUGUGGGAAAGGAGGAAAUCGAAGCUCCCCCCCCCCCCCUUGGUGUUGGCGGCGGGAAGGGAAAGACUUUAGGCUUCGGUUUCCCCGGAGGAUUGGUGGUUUCUUUUUCAGCAGUGAGGCUUUACGAAUUCCCCUUUGUGUUUGUGUGUCGCGGUGGUAAGGCUUUACUUGGGAAACGAAUUCCAGAAGUGAUAAGUAUAUAGGAGGUGGGUAAAGUAUCCUGCCUUGUUUUGAACCCAGGACCGAUUUUUUCCCUGUAGUGGUAAAGGAGGUUAGAUAAAGAAGCAGGGUUGGGGGGGAGGUCGCUAUCAAAAACAAUAUGAAAUAAAAUUUGGUGAAGUUUGCAGUGUGCGCAGUUAGGAAAAUAUGUGAUCCUGCUGAGGAUUUUGUUUUUCUUCCUUUGGUCAUGUGAGUGGGCAAAGAAAGUGGAACAAGUAUGUAUCCUUGAUUUAAAGAUCUCUCCAAGUAACACACGAAAGAAACUAGAUAAAAUGCAGCUUAAAUCUGAAAACCAAUCAGAAAACAAAUAUAUAUGAAACAUUGUGAUGGUGUUGUAGUGCUCCCUAAAUAAUUGAAAUAAAGGGGUUUAAGAUGCCACCAACUGCAUACUGCAUAUCUGUGUGAGAGUAUACUUGGCAACAGUGGAUAGAGGAUUUGCUUGAAGGAAGAGAAGUGCUGCCAUGUAGUUUCUAUUGGAAGGAGGGAAGAAACGUUUUGCAUGCAAAGGAUACCAGGUUUUAUCCCUGGCAUCUUAGAAAAAUAAUAAUUAGGGAGCAGAGCAGUAGUUGGUGAGACGCCUCUUCUGGAGAGCCACUGCCAGUCAGAGUAGACAGCAUAGGAGCCAACUCCAGGGGGCUCUGGCCUCCACAAUAAAAUAUUUGGGGGGGCCUGGGCCCCCACAAAGUUCAUGGGCAUUCCCAUUCAAAUUGUGUGUGUGCACUGCAUCAUGUGAUCGAUUAUGCAGGGGGUGGGGCUUAUUUGGGCCCCCCACAAUAUUUUAUUCAAGUUGGCGCCCCUGGUAGACAGUCCUGGACUAAAUGGACUGGGUAUAAGACAGUUUAUGAAUCUAACCCCCUUUCAUAUUGUCUUGAAUGGGAGUACUGGCUUCUUGAAUAAACUUUUCUGUUCAAAGAUCUAGCUGUGCUUGCUUUUUAAAGAAAUAAAUAAAUUCCGGAAUCUUACUUUUCCUGAAAAAGGAGGAUUCUGGUAGUCAUAAUCUCAGGAAAAGGAUUAUCUGUUUUAAAUUUGACUGACUCCAGUUAACGACCGUAAUGAUUAAAUUGUCGGAUACUGAGCUUGUUUAAAUAGAAACUGUUUAAAUGAAUUAGUUUCAGCACUUGUUGCUGAAUAUCUUAACUAUAAACCAUUGAACAUUUGCACAUAAGGGUUUGCUGCUAAAGUUUUUUUUCAUUGACAUGUUUCUGGUUAAUGCAGCCUUCCUUAGCCUCGUGUCCUCUAGAUGUUUUGAUGGGAAUUGUAUUCAAAAACAUUGGGAUACAGCACAUUUGAGAAGUCUGGGUUAAUUUACUGUUGUAAUGAGUGGGGAGUUAAAAGAGUACCUUUUGGAGUUAAAAAUAAACACAGUGGACGCUCGGGUUGCAAAUGUGAUCCAUGUGGGAGGCACGUUCACAACCCGCAGCACCAUGUCUGUGCAUGUGCGACUUAGCGCUUAUGCACAAAGCGCGUUUUAGUGCUUCUGUGCAUGCGGCGAAACCUGGAAGUAACCCGUUCUGGUACCUCCGGGCUCGGUGUGGUGCGCAGCCCGCAAAUGCGCAACCUGAAGCGUCUGUAACCCGAGAUAUGACUGUAGAUGGACAAAGGCUGUAGUCCUGUGCAUACUUAUUAGUAAGCUUCCUUGAGUACACUGGAACGUCUGAGUAAGCAUGCAUAGAACUGGGCUCUUCCAGAUCCAGGCUGAAAAUCUACAGAAAUAAAGUGAGAUCUAGCCCACAAAUUCUUAUGCCACAGUCUAUUUUAGUCUGUGCUUUUGCUAAUAUGGCUGCUCCUCUGAAAUUUGAUACCCACACUGAAAGAAAAAUAAUUACUAACUAGAUAUUUUUUAAAAUCAGAUGCAACUGAUGGUUUAGAACAGAGACAAUGUUGAUAUUAUUUUUAAGAGAAUCAAAAUUCUAUUUGUUCUCCAAACUGUAUUUCUGACUAGGAGCUACGGUAUAUCUUAUUUGUUUUUUUUAAAAAAACCUUUAUCUUUUCAGAGCUGGGACUUCUACCCUAGAAGCCCGUGUGCCGAGAAUCCGAUGUUGGGCUCGGCUUCGUGGCUGAAAACAGCAAAUCGGCCCAUGAGAACUACCAUUCCUAGCCAAAGGAAGGGGUCCAGCAGGAGUCAGUAUCUAUUCCUUCAGGUCUGGCAGCAGGAAAUAGAACAGGAGGUGGAGACUGUGGAAUCUGAAGAGAGAACUGAAAGGUAGAGGACAAAACAGCAUUGGAAUAUCACAAGUACUCCUAACCCUCUAUAGUUAACAUCUGGUCUUUGAACCACUUGAAACCUACUUAUCAAGCUUCUUGAAGCCUUCAAAUUAUGUCUUUGUGAGGGACUAGGGGUUCCUCGGCGUAUAAUACAACCUUUAAAAAAGUUUGCAAAUUAAACUUUUAAGUCAUUAUGACUUGUUACAUGGUGUACCUUGAGGCUCUUAAACCUAUGGUUAAUGCUGUAGUUUUUUGUUUUUUUUAAAUAGUAGUGGUAUGAAAGGCCAGUAAAGUCAUUUAGAUUUUUGUCUUUUCAGUUUGAAAACACAAAUCUAAUAAAUAAUUUAAUCUCUUUAAGACUAUAUCAUUUAGAGUGUGCUUUGUAUCUUCAAUAAACAUUAUCUGGCUUUCUAUUGACAAUUGCAUUUGCUUUCUUCUCUGCCUUGCCCUAGGUGA